UUCUGCAUUCAUUUUAAAAUUCAUUCACUGGACAUCAGCUUUGUGACUCAUGCUAAGGUCACGAAGGCAUGCUACAGAAUCCGUCUUGGGUUGUUGGAAAAAACUCAUGGUAAUGUGUUGAAGAUAAAGGACAGAACUAUUAAAUAUGGCUGAAGUUCUUUUGAGUGAGGCUGAGAAGAUAUUUCUUAUUCAUGGAAUACAGGAGGACCACCGGACGGACGGACGGCGGCGGCGCGACUACCGUCCCAUGGAGCUGGAGACGGGCCUGGUGACGCACGCGGCCGGCUCGGCCCGGCUCCGGCUGGCCACCACCGACGUCCUGGUCGGCGUCAAGGCAGAGGUGGGCGAGCCGCUGCCGGAGCGGCCGCGCGCCGGACGACUCCAGUUCUCCGUCGACUGCUCGGCCAACGCCUCUCCCGAAUUCGAGGGUCGCGGCGGCGAGGCGCUGGCGGGCAGCAUUGCCAGCUGCCUGACGCGGGCCUACGCCAGCCCGUCGGCGCUCGACCUGCGGCCGCUAUCCAUCGUGCCGGCCCGCCAGUGCUGGAUACUCUACGUGGACAUACUGAUCCUGGAGUGCGGCGGCAACCUGUACGACGCCGUCUCGUGCGCCGUGAAGGCGGCUCUGUUUAACGCCCGCGUGCCCGAGCUGGACGUCAGCAGUGCCGACAGCGGCCGGGUCGACGUCGAGCUGUCGGACGACCCCUUCAAGUUGCUGCGGCUCGAUGUGGAGAAUGCGCCCUGCCUGGUCACUCUGCUGCUGGUGGACAGCGAGUGUAUCGUGGACCCGACCCAGGAGGAGGAGGCCUGCAGCAAGGCCUCCCUGGUGACGGCGGUCACCGCUGGCGGCCUGGUGACCGCCGUCACCAAGGCGGGCCGAGGCAGUUUCCACCCGACCACCGUCGCCAGCGCACUAGAGAUGGCGGCCGAGCUCGGCGCCGUGCUGAACCGGACACUGACCGAACAACUGCAGGUCGAGGAACAGAUCGAGGACCGCCAGAUCCGCGGCUUCCUCGGCUGAGCGGCGCACCCUGCCGGCGCGUGGCUCCGGGCGCCUGACCGACCAGGAGGAUGAGCCUCCAAUCCUGCGGCUGUGGCGCAGCAACCUGCCGGUACCGGGCGCCCUGGGAGCUAUGUAGUAGUGUGCAGAGCGGCCAGACUCCAACUCCGCGGCUGUGGCGUGCCCCGCCGGUGUGCGGCACCGGGCGCCAGGGCGACCGCGUGCAGAACGGUCGGAGUAGGAUUCCUCGGCCGAACGGUCCGAUUACAUCUCCGCGGCUGUGGCGCACUGCCAUUAGGUGAUGUGUUUGGAACUCAUCGAACUCAUUGGGUGAUGUGUUUGGAACUCAUCGAACUACCUACGUGCAGUGUGUGGGGAACACAGUAUUUCGAAAACCGUGCAGCACUUCCAUCAUCACGCGCUUAUGCCGCCUUUUCACAGCUGCGGUUACGAGUAUUGUUUUCGAGGGCGUUAAACAUGCUGUUCCAUCCAUUCCAGCAUCUUUAAUCUCGAAGUGGUGUAGGAACUGAAAUACAACUGUAGCUAGUGUGUACACAUGUCUGAAAUGUGUUGCUCGCGUGUUUCCUAAUGCGUAACAUGUGCCGUGUGUUGCCAAUUUACAUGUACCACGCAGUGCUGGGAACUUGAGUGUGCUGACUGCUGAUUGUACUGUUUUGAAUUGUUUUGAAAGAAUUAAUAAUGAGAAAACAGGAACGCUGA
Messenger RNA from Amphibalanus amphitrite, 1717 nucleotides. RefSeq names its product exosome complex exonuclease RRP42-like (gene Rrp42). Gene Ontology annotation, biological process: U5 snRNA 3'-end processing; nuclear mRNA surveillance; nuclear polyadenylation-dependent mRNA catabolic process. The transcript is spliced from 7 exons. Lineage: Eukaryota; Metazoa; Arthropoda; Thecostraca; Balanomorpha; Balanidae. The record is from RefSeq and is a predicted model, not a curated record. Bases 146 to 1018 code for a protein of 290 amino acids. Gene Ontology annotation, cellular component: nuclear exosome (RNase complex); cytoplasmic exosome (RNase complex).